Molecule: messenger RNA, 6809 nt
Organism: Sinocyclocheilus anshuiensis
Lineage: Eukaryota; Metazoa; Chordata; Actinopteri; Cypriniformes; Cyprinidae
Exons: 9
Coding region: 101-6658 (2185 amino acids)
Biological process (GO): synaptonemal complex assembly; male meiotic nuclear division; regulation of double-strand break repair via homologous recombination
Cellular component (GO): nucleus
Source: RefSeq, a predicted model, not a curated record
UGACAAACUUCGCACAGUUCCCUGCCAAGACAUCUUAGAUCAUGUCAUACAUGCUCAACUGCCAUUUUACAUGAUGGGUGAAAUUCAGUUGUAAACCAGUAUGGAGAAAAGACAGCGUGAGGAGACAUUAGAGGGCUCCAGAUCACACCAGUCAACAUUAACAGGGACCCUGACACUGAAGAACUUCACCAUACCCAGGAAGAAACGAACCUCUGGAGAAGUCCUUUUGGAAUGUUGUUCAGAGGAAAGCCGCGACUACAAUCUCAUUCAGACAAAACUGAGAGAUGCCAAGCUGGACACUAGAAAGGACCGAGCAAAUGCAUGGGUCUGGAAAGAUGUUUGUUUAGUGCACAAUGAGGAGCUUCUUAAAAUGUUCUCCGAAAAAAGGGCAGAGAUGCGUGCUAAAGGAAGACAUGGGAGAGAAAUGGAAGAAAGAUUUUGUUUUUUAGUUGCAUCGGACCAAAUGGCGGCCCAGAUUUAUCAGCACGGUCUACGGGUUGGCAGCACUGUCCAGUAUGCCUUGGGAAAGCCAUCACACGGAGUAUAUCUCUUUAGGCAUGUCGAUGUGGCUCUGAAAUCCAAUACCAACGUAUUAAGUGCAAAAAAACUAGUAAUUUUCAAGGUUCUUUAUGGAAAGGUGAAAAAAAUCGCCCCAAGCCUGGACUGGAACAAAACGCAAGAUCCCACUCUGGGCUUUGACUGUCACAUGUGUAAAGAUGCAGUGUCCCAUCGAGACACUCUUCACCAGCAAGUUCUGGGCUCCUCUGUUUUUCUGUUUGACUUUAACGAGAAGCAGGAGCUCACUGAAAGACCCAGGCAGUGUUUGCCGUAUGCUGUAGUUUCAUUUGUUCCUGCCAGCAGUGCCAUUCUGACUGUGCCUACAAACCUACCACUCUCAGCUUCAGCGCUACCUAUUGGCCAAGUGCAUGACCAUUUUAAGGCAUGUACUGUGGCAAAGAUAAGAGGAAAAGGAGACACUGCCACCAUUACAUUCAAACACUUUGGCACGCCGGGCUGCUUUGAGACAGAUUAUACACCUCAGAAUCCAGAAGUAGAAGCUCCACUUAAAAAGAGCGAUAUGCAAAACACUCAGUCAUUCAACCCAAAACAGCACUGGAUUGCUGCCAGUGAGGACUCAGAAUCUUCCAGCAGUUCAGGGCCAGUUAUGGAUCACACUGCUGUCUCCCAAAGCUUGCUGGGAAAGAAAGCAUUCCUGAGUAAUCACAAAAAAAAUACUGCAAGCACACAUGGAGGAAAUGACAAUACAUGGGACACAGUACCUCAAAGUCCGUUGGACAAAAUUUCUACCAUAGUGUAUUCUUCACGCUUGGUUAGGGAUCCUCGUCUAUCUAGACAAGAAGCAAAUCAACAGACCAACUGUUCAGAUGCCAUGGUAGCAUACACUGGAUCAGGAUGUGAUAAUAGAAAAUGCCAACCAGCCGAUAAAAACCAAGAAGACAAUUGUGGAUUUGCUGGAAAUACUUGUGAUUCAAAAGAGCCAUCAGACACAGACAAGAAGGACACUCAAAGGGAAUCCUCAAAGAUUGAUCAAUGUGCGCAUACCACAACGUUGCCCUCAAUGAAGUUAUUCAAAAUUAAAUUCCAAAAAUAUGCUGCCUACUUUAGAAUGAGUCAGGAAGAGAGGCAUCACAAAAUUUGGUCACAAGAAAACAUGUCACCAGAACAAAAGCAAGAAUUAGCUGACCAUAUACAUUUUUAUGAAGUUUAUUAUCAGAAGUAUAAAGAGGGAUUGAUCUUUCAAAAUGUCAAUGAGACAAAGAAGACCUCCAGGCUGCCUCAAAGAGAGCCCAAAGAAAAUCACAUUCUACAGACAAAAGACAAUACAUACAAGCACAAUCAGUCCUAUGUGUGCAAACCAAAACGUCAUGAUGUUGCAAGUUUGUCAGAUAACAAUGAUUUUGUUAACAGGGAUAAAUGUAGCACAACACACAUUCAUAAAACCAGUCAUCCAUAUCAUCAAGAAUCGAGUGCAGUAAUGUUGACAGAAAAGGGACAGGGUCAAGCACCAGAGACUCACCAGGACCAUCCCGAUAGAUGUCUGCUUCAGUCUCCAGAUAAACUUUCAGAGCAAUCCUUGGUGCUGAGAUCACUGAAUCUCAACCUCACAGAUGAGAAAACUGAUGCACAAAAUGUACAGCUUGAUCUCAAACACCCAAAUCCUUUAACUUGUCCCUCUAAUGAAGCUAAGCUUAAUCACAGCUUAGAAUGUGAAAGUGAGCUCGCAGUACAGGACUUGCAAGAGAAUGAAUCUACUCCAGGUGUUAACUUGGUUGAAAAGCCCAGCACUGAAGCAUACCUUACGUAUACAAACAAUAUCAUGGAUAACACAGUCAUGGAUAUCGCAAGCUGUGUUGUAGUCUCUAGUUGUGGGACAUCAGACAACUGUGAUCUCAGUCUUACCAUGGCAGUAAAGCAAAAGCAGAAUGGGAAAAGUUGCUGUGAAGACUCUGAAAGAUCUCCAGAGCUCGACAUGGAAACAGUAAAGCAGGACAACAGUACUCACUGGGAAUUGUACAAAAGAAUUCAACUUGAUCAACUUUUGCCAAGCAUGCUUCCAAAGCAUGUUUUCUCCUCAAGUACAAACAGAGAUAUGGGCAGACCUGCAGACAACAUUUCCAAGCUAAAAAAUGAAAGCAAAGAUCACAGCAAAGCUGAAACGAACCUAAACAUGAGAUUCUGGGAAGAUAUCCAUCUCAAAGUUACUCUAAAAGCCAGCAAAACCUCUGCCCAUACUACAGAAGUGCUUUCUCUCUCUGAGCGAUUUUCAAAAAUGAAAGGCCUUCAAAAGAAAUUGAGUGAAAGAAACAAUGAAAUGAUUCAAAGCCCAAGGAUCCAAAUGUGCAGUAGCAAAGGAUACAAAGAAACUGCAACUUGUAAUGUUGAACUAAUACAACUACUAGCUCAGAGGUACAGUAAAUCUAAAAUGCAUGUGAAACGGAAGAGCUUGAGCAGACCAGGCAGUAAGAAGCCAUGUCUCAAAAAACAGCAUGUUGUUCUAUCACUACGUCACUCUCUAAAGAGGAGCAUAUAUGUCAAAAAGACACGCUUUUGGAAAGCAAAGAGGAAUCUUAGCAGAACAACUGUGUCAGCUGAGAGCCCCCAUGAAACGGUAAACAGCAAAGCAACAUCAGACCCUUCAAACAGUCCGUCUGAAAUAGUCCUUACAGAACACGAAGAUCAAGACCCAGACUCUCACACAUCUGAUGACAGACAAUCAUCACAUGUUCAGGGUUCUCAGGAGGCUAAUGCCACUCUUCCUGAGACCAAACCAAUAGAGGACCCAAUAAAUCCUACAGAACCACUUACAGAAGAUAUCUAUAAAAGUGAUUCAGUCUACACUGAGAAGGCAACAGAAGAUUUUACUCCAAAUCUAAUCCCAGUAAUGGUGGAUAAAGGAGAACAAGUGAAGACAACUGAAAACAUCUCCAAUCAAAGCCAAACAUCCUUGAUCACAUGCACUAGCAAAGAACAUGGGAGUAACACAGAGUGCAAAGAGGAGAACAUGUUGCUGAAUUUGACAUCAGAGACUGGACUGAAUCCAUUAAGCAAGGAGCAUUUCACAAUGAAAAUCACAGUAGAUGACAAUGUAGAUGCUUUGAGUAUACAUGAUUGUGAGGCAUCAGAAACACACAGUGAUGUGCCUGCAAGCAACACAAUCAACAGUCAUAAAACUGAACUCCAUACAAACAUGACUCCAGAAGCCAGGGUGAUGGAUACUAUCAAUGCUAUGGCUGAGACAGACACUAUAAAAUGUAGUGAGCAAAAUGCAAGUAUGAAAAAUACUCUAAAUGUACAGUGCUUUGAAGGAACAGAAAACAUGUCAGCAAAUAUCCCACAUAUGAACCAAUCAUGUCUCAAAAUGUUUACCAGCACAUCUAAUGUCAGAAGUGUUUGGAAUACUGAUUCGGAGGCAUUUGAAGACACAACAUCAGAUUCAAAGCAGUGUGGUCCAAAGGCUUUGAAGUAUUCAUCAAAUAAUGCUGUAGAUCUUACUGUUGAUGAUCCAGCUUUGAGUGUCCAAUGUAAGAUUUCUUCAGAACAUACAAAGAAGUGCAGCAACACUAGUUUGCUUGGUUCUACCAAAUCACCAAGUACUCUGGCAAUCAGAGACAACUGUAAAUUAUCAAAGCCAGACCAAAACAAAAUUAAUGAGGCAAACUCACCAGAAACCCAGCUCAUUUCUAAACUAAGAGAUUAUUUGUCCAAAUUUGAGUCCACUGUCAAGAAACAAGAAGCAGUGAAUGAAGAGCUUAAAGAAAGACCAGUGGUGUGGAUAACACUUGACAGCACAGCACAUAAAAAGCAGUUGUUUGAAAAAAGCCAGUAUUGUAUGGUAAAUGUUCCCUGCCUGAUACCUCAUGGGGGUGAAGCUGUUAAAAAAGACAAUUCAAGUGAAUACACCAAAAACUCUGUUCAAACUAGGAAGGUUCUUCGAAGUGAACACGCUCAGAAUGGAACCGAUGUUUGCCUACUAGUGCCUGUUGAAUCUAAGAGAGGCCGACGAUCUUCUCAAACCAAACGAACCAGCAAGCAAAGAUCAAGGAGGAGCUCAGUCACUAGUGUCAGUCCUGACAGUACCAGUGCUAUAGACACCGUCAAAGAUAACAGUCCUCACCCUUUGCCCCAGGUGAACGACCGGAACGCUGUUUUUCCAAAAAUCUCCAUCAAUAACACCCUUAAUGCCCAGUUACAAAUGCAAAGAAUAAACACAACAGGCCAACAAAAUCCCUCAAUGAGUUUGAAUAGUUUAUGUAAGCAAAAGAGUCAAAAGAAACAAUCUUUGAAUACCAUAAAAAUCGUUGAUGAUGGCAAUGUGAGCAGUACAUUCGCUGACAAUAAAUACAGCAUCAGUGACAUUUCAAAUACUCUUAAAAUGGCAGAUCAAACAACCUCAUUAACCGAACUUGGAUCUUUGCAGUCUAAAUGCAAAAGCAUGUUGCAGCAUUUUAUCUCAGGUUUUGAACAAGACCAGAAAGUGCCAUUCAACCAAUAUUUCGUUUCAAGAUGUCUCAUCUUAGAGCAAUAUUUGGACCGUCCACCUGCACAAGUAGACCUGAAAUAUGAAGCGGUGAAUUCUUACUUGGAGUUGCAGAUGAUGAUGGAAGCUUGGCAGUUUGUAGAAAACAAAAUUAACUUUCUGAGCAGUAAACCCACGUUUAGGAGUUUGCUAUGGUAUGACCCUUCUCUUUAUGGAGAACUCUACAAAGGGGAGGUUGGCUUUCAGCAGCAGUCGUCGUUGUUAGCUUCUUUUCAAAAGAUCUUAGCACAAGAGGGCUACAGUAAACUGCAGGAAUACUACAGUGCAGUGUCCUCCUUGCACCAACAGCUCCAUGCGGCCCCUGAUGCAUCUUACUACAUGUAUCUGAAGAGUAAGCGUGAGCUCCUUGAGGCUGAGGCUGCACUCAGAAAUCCCCACAACAUUAAAAGCUUCUUUUUAUCUGUACCAAUGUCUGCAAUGAUCAAUUUGGGAGACAGUUUAGAAAGAUUGGAAAAGAUACACAAAGUGAUAAUGACUUUUGUGGAAACACCUUCAGAUCAGUUGCCAGGGACAUUUGAUGUGGGCAAAGCAGAGCAUCUGUCCAUCACAUGCAGAUAUCUCCAAGAAAAAGCUCUUUUCAUGAAGUCAUGCAAAGAAAUGAUUAGCAAAGUAUCAUGGUUUGGAAUCGAACACCUUCUUUAUGAUGCCUCUAAGGUUCUUGUAUGGCAAGACAUGAGUCAUUGUGCACCAAGUGAGGUUCUCAAGACACAUAAGAAUUCAAACCCGCAGAUUAUUUUUGGGGUGACGGAGUCAGGUGUUUCUCUCGUAAACAAAGUGGAACAGCCCCCUCUGUCUAUGGAUGGAGCAGAGACCCCAACAAAACAACAGAGUGAUGCUGCUCGGAAACGCAAAGGUUUGCAGUUAUGGACGUCCUCUCAACCCAGUGUUGCACAGAGCGUAAAGGCUGGCAAGGAUGUGGCUAAUAAAAUGGCUAAAAGGAGGGCAUCUCUUUCACCCCGAACACAAUGUAAUGCUGUGAACCCCCUUUUCCAAACAACUUCUGCAACCCAUGUUGAGAACCUGACCCCUUACUACACUCUUCCUCACAGAGUGGAUCCGGGGCAUUGGGGAAUGGUUGGAAGCACUGCUGCAGACUGGAACGCCUCUGACUUAGUCCCACCUUCACCUUCGACGUCUCAUGCACACUCUGAAAUAAAUUCUCUUCAUCUGUCUAAUAUACGAGCGACUUUAUCACAUUCUGAUGAGAGGAGAUCUAUAGCAGACAUACAAAGACCUCAACAGCCUUCAGUCUCGGCUCCCCAAGCAACUUUACGAGGAGAUUCUUGUGUUACACAUCAAGCAUUUGACAGUGUUAAAUAUCAACAAACUAACACUGCGCCACAUUGUCCUGUGCUCUCACAAGAACAAGUAAACCAGUUCAGUUUAGCCAUGACACAACCUUAUAGUUUGCCAAAUUGCCAUUUGAAUGCAAAUUUGAUACCUCCUCCUCUCUCAGUUCAGGCUUUGACACAUGUCCCUAUGCCCAGCACGAUUACAACAAUUCAUUACCCUUACUUCCUUCUGAAUGGACAAACAUACACCACAGGCUCCACUGCAGCCAUUCACCCUGAUACUAGAUAUUAUCCUAACACCAUUUAGGGCUAAUGUACUACAAGCUUUGAUUGAAUCAGAGAUAUGUAUUUUUGUAAGUCGGUUUUAUUUACAGGUAAAUUACAUCAAAGAACUCGUUCAGGAGUGGCCAACGUCAGUCCUGGAGAGCCACAGUCCUGCAGAGUUUUGCUCCAACCUU